This is a messenger RNA of Boleophthalmus pectinirostris (great blue-spotted mudskipper), 1070 nucleotides long. RefSeq names its product gelsolin-like. The transcript is spliced from 9 exons. Gene Ontology annotation, molecular function: phosphatidylinositol-4,5-bisphosphate binding; actin filament binding. Lineage: Eukaryota; Metazoa; Chordata; Actinopteri; Gobiiformes; Gobiidae. Gene Ontology annotation, biological process: actin filament severing; actin polymerization or depolymerization; barbed-end actin filament capping. The record is from RefSeq and is a predicted model, not a curated record. Gene Ontology annotation, cellular component: cytoplasm; actin cytoskeleton. Bases 1 to 1029 code for a protein of 342 amino acids.
AUGGAGUUAUCCAGACUCCUGACCUCACAUCGUCUUCAUCACAUCUUUCGGGUGGAGGAUGGAGCUAGUGUCCCCGUGGACCCAGCCUCCUACGGACACUUCUACGGUGGAGACUGUUACCUGAUCCUGUACAGCUACAGACUGGGAGGGCGCGAGCAGCACAUCAUCUACACAUGGCAGGGGCUGAAGUGCACUCAGGACGAGCUGGCAGCUUCAGCCUUCCUCACAGUGAAGCUGGACGACUCUAUGGGAGGAGCUCCAGUUCAGGUGCGUGUGACCCAGGGCCAGGAGCCUCCUCACCUCAUGAGUCUGUUCAAGUCUAAGACCAUGAUCAUCCACAGCGGAGGAACCUCCCGGAAAGGAGGACAGACCCAGACGGCGAGCACCCGUCUGUUCCACAUCCGCCAGAGCUCAUCUGGGGCCACACGUGCUGUCGAGGUGGAGGCGAGUGCGUCCAAUCUGAACACAAACGACGUGUUUGUGCUGAAGAGUCCCUCCGCUCUGUUCGUGUGGAGAGGAGCCGGGGCCAGUGACGAGGAGAUGAACGCAGCCAAACAUGUGGUGGGAUUCUUAGGAGGAAACCCCUCGACUGUGAGCGAAGGCCGUGAGCCAGGUGAUUUCUGGUCGACUCUGGGAGGAAAGGCGGAGUACCAGACGUCCAAGGCCCUCCGCGAUGUGGUCAACCCUCCGAGACUGUUCGCCUGCUCCAACAAAACCGGACGCCUCUCGGUUGAAGAAGUUCCGGGGGAUUUCACUCAGUCCGACCUGGCCACAGAUGACGUCAUGCUCCUGGACGCUUGGGAUCAGAUCUUCAUUUGGGUGGGAAAAGACGCCAAUGCCGAGGAGAAGACUGGAGCUCCAAAAAUAGCUAAAGAGUACGUUGACUGUGACCCCUCCGGCCGCAGAGGGACCCCCAUCACCACCAUCAAACAGGGGGCAGAGCCGCCCACCUUCACCGGCUGGUUCCAGGCCUGGGACGCUCACAUGUGGGACACUGACCUUCUGGAGCGCAUCCGGGCUCGCUUCUGAGGACACCCAGGACCACCACCCGUCUAGAGGACCACCACCCA